GGAGGGACUAGGGAGCGCGGGUGGAUGAAGCAGUGAGCAACACCCAAGAAAGUGGAGAACUGAGAUGUUUACCAAUUGAUCAAUUGUGAAGAAUGAUGGAGAAAGAAAUUGUUGCCAAUGCAGCAACAGAUGUAAAUAAUAUUGUCGAAGAGGCUGUGUUAGUUGACAGCGCAAAUACAGUUGUACAGUUCACAAAGAGGAAAUCACUAGAGACAUCACCAAAGGAGUGCAAACAAGUAUCAAUAUUGGCAAGUGAUGGUAUUGAAAAUAAUAGAGACCUUUCUGUACCAGUUGAAUGUAAUGAGCAGUUUUGUGAUGUGCAAGAUAGCCAUUGCAAUCAAGAAAGCUUAGGUAAUGUAGACUCUGAGAAAACAAUGAGGGGAGGCAGUGGUGAAGCUGUUUAUGAAAAUAUAAAUCCCUGUGAAGGGGACAGUAAUCUCAACAAAGAAAGCUUUGAUCAUGUAGACUCUGCCCAAAAGACUGAGGAAAUGAAAGAUUCUGGGCAAAACAGUGACCUCGAAGAUGAUGGCCAAGAUGAAAUGUCUGUUGAGAACAAUCAUCCUUCAAAAGAAGAAGACAGAAUUAUCAAUAAGGAGAGGUUUGACUGUGUGGAAUCUGAUCAAAAGACUGAGGAAAUGAGAGUUUCUGGGCAAAACAGUGACCUCGAAGAUGAUGGCCUAGAUGAAACGUUGGUUGAGAACAAUCAUCCUUCAAAAGAAGAAGACAGAAAUAUCAAAAAGGAGAGGUUUGACUGUGUGGAAUCUGACCAAAAGACUGAGGAAAUGAGAGUUUCUGGGCAAAACAGUGACCUCGAAGAUGAUGGCCUAGAUGAAACGUUGGUUGAGAACAAUCAUCCUUCAAAAGAAGAAGACAGAAAUAUCAAAAAGGAGAGGUUUGACUGUGUGGAAUCUGACCAAAAGACUGAGGAAAUGAGAGUUUCUGGGCAAAACAGUGACCUCGAAGAUGAUGGCCUAGAUGAAACGUCUGUUGAGAACAAUCAUCCUUCAAAAGAAGAAGACAGAAAUAUCAAUAAGGAGAGAUUUGACUGUGUGGAAUCUGAUCAAAAGACUGAGGAAAUGAGAGUUUCUGGGCAAAACAGUGACCUCGAAGAUGAUGGCCUAGAUGAAACGUCUGUUGAGAACAAUCAUCCUUCAAAAGAAGAAGACAGAAAUAUCAAAAAGGAGAGGUUUGACUGUGUGGAAUCUGACCAAAAGACUGAGGAAAUGAGAGUUUCUGGGCAAAACAGUGACCUCGAAGAUGAUGGCCUAGAUGAAACGUCUGUUGAGAACAAUCAUCCUUCAAAAGAAGAAGACAGAAAUAUCAAUAAGGAGAGAUUUGACUGUGUGGAAUCUGAUCAAAAGACUGAGGAAAUGAGAGUUUCUGGGCAAAACAGUGACCUCGAAGAUGAUGGCCUAGAUGAAACGUCUGUUGAGUACAACAAUCCCUCCAAAGAGGAAAACAGUAAUAUAAAUAAAGAAAGUUUUUACUGUAUAGAAUAUCAUCAAAGGACUGAGGAAAACAGAGUUGCUGGGCAAAGCAAUGAUUUUGGAAAUGAUAAGGAGGACAAUGAAAAUUACAAUGAAGAGGAACUUGAUCACAAUCACAAGAUCCUUAGUAAUUUCGAAUGUGACCAAAGUUUUGAAGAAAAAGUAGGUUCUGAGCAAGACAGUCAAACCUGCAAUGAUGUGUAUGAAGCUAAUGCUUUUGACUCCAAAGAUGGCAAAGAAAGCCUGAGUGAUUUAGAAUGUGAAAACAAAGGCUCAGAAAGGAUUGGUGAUAUAGAAGAGGAUAGCACUAAAGUUGAUUUACCUGAUGUUAUGCUUGUUGCAUCUAGUGAAUGCUUUGUUGAGAAAGACAUCCAUCUCAAAGAAGAAAGCUUGUAUGGUUUAUUAACUGACCGUGAGUUUGAAGAAAAUGCAAGUAAUAUGACAGAUGUAGAAUGUGAGCCGAAAAAGUCAGGAUUGAAUGAGAAGGGUGCUAUAGAUGGAAGUCAGCUGAAAUCGGGUGAUGAAAGAAUAUCAGAGGCAGCUUGCUCAGAAGGUAUUUCGAAUCAAAGUAAAUACGAUUCUGAACGUGAGAAUGCAGCUCAGGAAACCAAAGGUAACGGUUUGGAAUGCCCUACAAACAUUCCAAUGAAAACAGAAGCUGAUAUGCCAAAAUUAGAUGACAGAGAAGCAGCUCUAGAUCGCAAGAUAGCUGAAAUAAAACGGAAAAAUGAAGAGAGGUUGAAAAGAAUGAAAGAAAUUGAACAAGACAAACUGAAUGCCAGUAAAAAUGAAGAAGGAACUUCUGAAAUCUCUGUUAUGGAGAGUUAUAAAAUUUCUGGGGUCACAAUUGAUAGUAAAAUGAGAGCUGAUGAACCGAUGGAUAGAAAUGAUGAUGGGGCUGAAUCCAGCGAUAACCCUGUUUUUGAGCACGCUGGCGGGCGUGGUCGUGGUCGUGGCCGUGGUCGUGGUCGUGGUCGAGGAAGAGAACAGGUAAAGCAGGAGUCUGAGAAUAGUGUGAGACCAUCAGUUGGUCGUGGAACUCGUUCUGGACACAGCAAAGUAUCCAUUAGCAAGCUGAGGGAGGAACAGAGACUAAAGAACAUUGAAAUGUAUAAUGAAGAGUUAAAGCAAAUCUCGCAGUUUGAAGACGCAAAAGAAGAUGUGCAAAUAGGUGCAAAGACCAAUUACGAUGUCCGAAAAGAGAUUGGGCGAGCAAAACUAGAAUCGCACAAAGGUGGUCGAGCUUUCAAUACUAGAGGUGGACAACAGAACAGGUUUACCGGUAGGUCAAAGCCAUAUGACCAGUACAUAGAAAUGACAGGCAAGGAAAGACAGAUAUAUGAUAAAUGGAAAGCUGAGAGAGCUGAAAUCGAGGCGGAAAGACUUCGGCGUCAGAAGAAGGCAGAUGGGCAAUGGCGGCGAGAGUGGGAUAGAGACAAGGAAUGGAACGCCUCAAAACGACAGUGGGUAUCAACCAAAAAAGAAAAUCACCAGGGCGACAACGGCCUUGAAGAGGAAACAUGGUAGCUAUAGAACGUCGACAUUUUGUAUCGAACGUAAUUUGUGAUUUUCAAAGUUUUGCAAUUACGCUACAUUAUUUAUACGGUUAUUGUAUUUGAGGGUGUCUUUCCGUCAUUUAUUUAACGCUUUACCUUGUGUCCAGGGGGGGGGGGUGAUAGGGUGGUUACAGACGGCAGAGGCUACACGAUGCAGCUAGUAUUGCAUCUUCAAAAUCAAUCAGAUAUUGAGAAAGAACUUGUAAAUGCCAUGCAUUCACCGUGAAUAAUAAACAUUUUUAUUUAAGUUAGAGAUUUAAGUUUUUCGUUAGGAAUCAUUUUCUUUCAGUAGUUAUGGAAAUACGUUUAUUCAUUAUAUAGCUAAGUUUGAAGGGCUUUUUAACAUAUAUUUGUGGUAAAGGAUUGUAUUUAUUAUUAAUUAAAAUUAACCAUUUUUAUUAACAAUCAGUUUUCGCCAUGUACUGUGGAAUUUUUUCUUGAAAAGAGUUUACCAGCAGAAGCUGUCUGAUUUUGAUCAUGAGCGUCAUUCCAAUAAAGUAGGUCAUUGAGCUUUUCUUUUUCUACAGUACAGUUUCAAAAUUGAAUCU
Rhopilema esculentum is the source of this 3591-nucleotide messenger RNA. RefSeq lists its product as uncharacterized. The record is from RefSeq and is a predicted model, not a curated record. NCBI's taxonomy places the organism in Eukaryota, Metazoa, Cnidaria, Scyphozoa, Rhizostomeae, Rhizostomatidae.